AUGACCUAUUUUAAUCUCGGAGAUAAAGCUCUACCCCAACCUCUCCAACAACGUAUAGAAGAGGCAGACGGGGAAGUUUGUGACAAUCUUUAUUUCUUGGGCAAGAAGGUGCCUGUUACUGCUCCGCCAGGCGUGGAUGUUUUGAUUACCUACGACUGGCCUAAACAGGUUACCGAUCUCUCCAGUACUGACUUGACAUCAAUAGAAAUAAACGAAGACGAAAAAUCAUCAGUUCAUAUUGCUGAGGUAGCUGCUGCUUUGAAACCUCGUUAUCAUUUUGCGGCAUCGCAGAAGAAGUUUUACGAACGACAACCUUAUAGGAAUAUCGUAAGUGGAUUGGCGGGUAAAGAAGAAAGAAUAGCGUCCCACGUUACAAGAUUUAUUGGCUUAAGCGAUGUGCUGAAUAAUGAAAAGCAGAGGUGGUUUUAUGCAUUCAAUCUAAUUCCUUUAGCGAAGGCAACGAAAGAUGUGAUAGAAGCGGUUCCUGAAAAUACCACUGAAUGUCCAUUUAUUACAUUGCUCAACCAACACGGCUCGAAUAAGCGUAAAACGAUGAUGGAUCCAGAAAGCAACAAUGGAGGGUUUUUCUGGGGUGAACAAGUCGCGGAUACAACGAAACGGGCGAAAUUGAACAGCAACAUGCCCAAACCCGGUUACAUUUGCAGAAUAUGUAAUACUCCAGGCCAUUACAUUCAGGAUUGCCCACAGAAAACAAGCACUCCUGCUAAACACACAGCAACCCCACCUGAAGGUUAUGUUUGUCGCAUCUGCCACCAGCCAGGUCAUUAUAUCAAAGAUUGUCCACAGAAAGAAGAAAGACCGCCACGACCCAGCAAUGAGCCAUUGGAUUUGAGUACAUGCUGGUUCUGUUUGAGUAAUCCAAAAGUUGAAAAGCAUUUGAUUGUAUCCAUUGGUUCUGAAGCCUACGUUACCUUAGCUAAAGGCCCAGUUGUUCCUCCCAAUCAUUCUGAAUGUACAGUACCAGGGUUAGGCCAUGCUUUGAUCAUACCUAUCACCCACUAUUCUCGACUAAAUCAAAUACCACCUAAUGAGAAAUUGAACGUGCUGACAGAGAUAGAGAAAUACAAAACGGCUUUAAAGCAACUGUAUGAUAAAUAUGACCAAGAUAUAGUAUCUUUCGAAGUUUCUCGUGAUACAGGCAGGAAUUUGACCCAUGCACAUAUUCAAAUUGUGCCAAUCCCUAAAGCCAAAAGUGAUCAAGUCGAGGUUAUAGCAAGAGAAAAGGCCGUGGAAGCUAAUAUGGUUUUUGAGAAGGAUGUUCCUCAAAACCCUGACAUCCCUUACUUCAAAAUGGAUUUGCCUAACGGGACUUCUUUGGUGUAUCUCAUCAAACCGAAAGAACGCUUCAAUCUACAAUUCGGCAGAUUGGUUGUUGCUAAUGUAUUAGGCGCGCCCAACCGCGAAGAUUGGAAGGUCUGCAGUCAAAAUGAUGAAGAAGAAAAGCAAUGUGCUGAAGCCUUCAGAAAAGCCUUCCAACCCUUUGACAUAAAUGAGGAUUAA
Molecule: messenger RNA, 1521 nt
Organism: Mycotypha africana
Lineage: Eukaryota; Fungi; Mucoromycota; Mucoromycetes; Mucorales; Mycotyphaceae
Product: CwfJ C-terminus 1-domain-containing protein-like protein
Exons: 6
Coding region: 1-1521 (506 amino acids)
Biological process (GO): mRNA splicing, via spliceosome
Cellular component (GO): post-mRNA release spliceosomal complex
Molecular function (GO): zinc ion binding; catalytic activity; RNA lariat debranching enzyme activator activity
Source: RefSeq, a predicted model, not a curated record